This is a messenger RNA of Octodon degus (degu), 9501 nucleotides long. It is a transcript of the gene Lrba, whose product is annotated as LPS responsive beige-like anchor protein. The record is from RefSeq and is a predicted model, not a curated record. The coding region runs from base 25 to 8619 and encodes 2864 amino acids. Gene Ontology annotation, molecular function: protein kinase binding. Gene Ontology annotation, cellular component: cytosol; membrane. Lineage: Eukaryota; Metazoa; Chordata; Mammalia; Rodentia; Octodontidae. The transcript has 56 exons. Gene Ontology annotation, biological process: intracellular protein localization.
GUUGUCCUUUCUCCUGAGCUAGCAAUGGCUAGUGAAGACAAUCGUGUCCCUUCCCCACCACCAACAGGUGAUGAUGGGGGAGGUGGAGAGAAAGAAGAGCCCCCUGCGGACCGGGGUGCCUUGUCCCUGAAGCCAGGGCUCCCCAUCAGGGGCAUCCGGAUGAAGUUUGCCGUGCUGACGGGCUUGGUGGAAGUUGGCGAAGUGUCCAAUAGGGAUAUUGUAGAAACUGUCUUUAACCUGCUGGUAGGAGGGCAGUUUGAUUUGGAGAUGAAUUUCAUUAUCCAAGAAGGUGAGAGUAUCAGCUGCAUGGUAGACCUCCUGGAGAAAUGUGACAUUACCUGUCAAGCAGAAGUCUGGAGCAUGUUUACUGCCAUUCUGAAGAAGAGCAUACGGAAUCUACAGAUCUGUACAGAAGUUGGCCUUGUUGAACAAGUUCUUGGGAAAAUAGAAAAAGUUGAUAGUAUGAUUGCAGAUCUUUUAGUUGACAUGUUGGGAGUGCUGGCUAGCUAUAAUCUGACAGUUCGAGAACUAAAGCUUUUCUUCAGUAAACUUCAAGGAGAUAAAGGACAAUGGCCCCCACAUGCUGGGAAGUUGCUGUCUGUGCUGAAGCAUAUGCCUCACAAGUAUGGUCCUGAUGCCUUUUUCAACUUUCCCGGGAAGAGUGCUGCAGCUAUUGCAUUACCUCCAAUAGCCAAAUGGCCAUACCAGAAUGGUUUUACAUUUCAUACCUGGCUUAGACUGGAUCCUGUAAAUAACAUCAAUGUAGAUAAGGAUAAACCAUAUUUGUAUUGUUUCAGAACCAGCAAAGGUCUUGGUUACUCUGCUCAUUUUGUUGGAGGCUGUUUGAUUAUAACUUCAAUAAAAUCUAAAGGAAAAGGUUUUCAACACUGUGUGAAGUUUGACUUUAAGCCACAAAAGUGGUAUAUGGUGACUAUUGUGCACAUUUAUAACCGUUGGAAGAACAGUGAGCUUCGGUGUUAUGUGAAUGGUGAAUUGGCUUCCUAUGGAGAGAUAACAUGGUUUGUCAACACCAGUGAUACCUUUGACAAGUGUUUUCUGGGCUCAUCCGAAACAGCAGAUGCUAAUAGAGUAUUCUGUGGCCAGAUGACUGCAGUUUACCUUUUCAGUGAUGCUCUAAAUGCAGCUCAGAUAUUUGCUAUUUACCAAUUGGGUCUAGGAUACAAGGGCACAUUUAAGUUCAAAGCAGAAAGUGACCUUUUCCUUGCUGAGCAUCACAAACUUCUGCUAUAUGAUGGCAAACUCUCGAGUGCCAUUGCCUUCACCUACAAUCCACGGGCCACAGAUGCCCAGCUGUGCCUUGAAUCGUCUCCCAAGGACAAUCCUUCCAUUUUUGUUCAUUCACCACAUGCACUCAUGCUUCAGGAUGUAAAGGCAGUUUUAACACAUUCCAUUCAAAGUGCCAUGCAUUCAAUCGGUGGAGUACAAGUGCUGUUCCCCCUUUUUGCACAGCUAGAUUAUAGGCAACAUUCAUCUGAGGAGGUUGACUUGACUGUCUGUUCAACCCUGCUGGCUUUUGUCAUGGAGCUGUUGAAGAACUCAAUUGCUAUGCAGGAGCAGAUGCUUGCCUGUAAGGGCUUCUUAGUCAUAGGAUAUAGUCUCGAAAAGUCUUCCAAAUCCCAUGUCAGCAGAGGAGUACUUGAACUUUGCCUUGCGUUUUCAAAGUAUCUUAGCAAUCUACAUGAUGGGAUGCCCCUACUCAAGCAGUUGUGUGACCACAUUCUUCUUAAUCCUGCCAUAUGGAUUCAUACCCCAGCCACGGUUCAGGUGAUGCUUUAUACUUAUCUGUCCACUGAAUUCAUCGGGACUGUCAACAUAUAUAAUACCAUCCGGAGAGUGGGAACAGUGCUUCUCAUCAUGCACACGCUGAAGUACUACUACUGGGCAGUGAACCCUCAGGAUCGAAGUGGGAUCACACCCAAAGGAUUAGAUGGCCCACGACCUAAUAAAAAAGAAAUACUAUCUCUACGAGCAUUCUUGUUGAUGUUCAUUAAGCAGUUAGUGAUGAAGGAUUCUGGAGUAAAGGAAGAUGAACUGCAGGCCAUUCUUAAUUACCUACUAACUAUGCAUGAGGAUGACAAUCUAAUGGAUGUUAUACAGCUACUUGUUGCACUAAUGUCAGAACAUCCUAACUCUAUGACUCCUGCUUUUGACCAAAGGAAUGGGUUACGUGUUAUCUACAAACUUCUGGCAUCAAAAAGUGAAGGAAUCAGAGUACAAGCUCUCAAGGCAUUGGGCUAUUUUUUAAAACAUCUGGCUCCAAAGAGAAAAGCUGAAGUUAUGCUUGGGCAUGGAUUGUUCUCAUUGCUAGCUGAGCGACUCAUGCUUCAGACAAAUCUAAUCACAAUGACCACAUAUAAUGUUCUUUUUGAGAUUCUUAUAGAGCAGAUUUGUACUCAGGUGAUUCACAAACAACAUCCAGAUCCUGAUUCUUCAGUAAAGAUACAGAAUCCUCAGAUAUUAAAAGUAAUUGCAACCCUGCUUCGAAAUUCUCCCCAGUGCCUGGAGAGCAUGGAAGUCCGCCGAGCCUUUCUUUCUGACAUGAUUAAACUUUUUAAUAACAGUAGAGAAAACAGGAGGAGCUUGCUACAGUGUUCUGUGUGGCAAGAGUGGAUGCUUUCUCUCUGCUAUUUUAAUCCUAAGAAUUCAGAUGAGCAGAAGAUAACAGAAAUGGUGUAUGCCAUAUUCAGAAUCCUACUUUACCAUGCAGUCAAAUACGAGUGGGGUGGUUGGCGUGUGUGGGUUGACACCUUAUCGAUUACACAUUCAAAGGUCACUUUUGAAAUACACAAAGAAAACCUUGCCAGUCUGUUUAGGGAACAGCAGGGGAGAGUUGGUGAAGAGAUAGGUCCAUGUUCUUCAAGUUCAGUUCACGAAGUCACUGACAUUGUCAGUGAUGUGGAUGCAUCAGUGGGUUCCCAACAAUCAGAUACGAAGGAUUCUUCUGUCUCUCAUUUAAUUAGAAACAGUGAUGAAAACUCAAGUAUUGGGAAGACGAGUUCCAUAGACUGUACAUCCAACACUGAACUGCAAAUGCAUAAUACAGCUAAUGAAGACAGACAAACAGUGCAAGAAAAUGAGGAGUCACUAGAUGAAGCCACUUUGGAAGAAACACAAACAAAUGAAACAGAGAACAUAGGAGACUUAGAAGCAUCUUCUGAGUUGGUAGAGUCUGGGACUGUUGACUCUAAUUCUUUAAAAAUUGCCAGUAAAGACACAGUGACCAUCAGUGAACUAACUGCUUCCAUAAGUUCACCUUCUGAAGAGGAUGCUGCAGAGAUGCCAGAGUUACUUGAAAAGUCUGUAGGAGAAGAGGAAGAAGAUGAUUAUGUAGAACUCAAGAUGGAGAGCAGUCAUACUGAGGUAUCCACCUUGUCUACAGAGCUCCAAAGUAAUGGUUUGUCUCCAGAUGCUUCAGAGGCCAGUGAGAAACCAGACCUGUUUCUUGAUGACCGUGAAUUAAUAUGUCAAGAGGAAGAACCUGAAACAAAAAAGCACAGUGAUAAUGAAAUUCAGGAUUCUGAAGAUUCUGGGCUCCUCACCAUGGCAGUAUCAGGAUCUUCAGCUGCCUCACCUGAACCUGCUCUUUCCCAAACAACAGUACAGGCAGACAGUAGUCAGCUGCUGGAGGGCAGGAAGAAAAGUGCUUAUCUUACUGGAGAAGCCAAAUCAACUAGUGAUUAUCAUGAUAAUGCCUCUGAGACCCCUGUUGCUUCUGAGCAAAAGAUUGUCAGGUUGGAUGUGUCCAAUGUUGCUACAGAUACUGAGAAGCUGGAACUAAAGGCCAGCACAAACAUGGAGUCACCUCAGCCUCAUAGACCUGCGCUUGAGGUGUCAAAGCAGCAGGAGCAGCCAGGGCAAGGAACAGCAUCAGAUGCAUCUGAUGGACAAAGGAGGGACUCCAGAUCUGCUAUGUUUCGUAUUCCAGAGUUCAAGUGGUCUCAAAUGCAUCAACGUUUGCUUACUGAUCUCUUAUUUUCCAUAGAAACAGAUAUACAGAUGUGGAGAAGCCAUUCAACAAAGACAGUUAUGGACUUCGUGAAUAGCAGCGAUAAUGUCAUCUUUGUACACAACACGAUUCAUCUCAUCUCUCAAGUGAUGGACAAUAUGGUCAUGGCUUGUGGGGGGAUACUGCCAUUGCUUUCAGCUGCGACAUCGGCUACACACGAGCUGGAGAAUAUCGAACCUACUCAAGGUCUUUCAGUAGAAGCCUCUGUGACAUUUUUGCAGAGGUUGAUUAGCCUUGUGGAUGUGCUUAUAUUUGCAAGUUCUCUUGGCUUUACUGAAAUUGAAGCUGAAAAAAAUAUGUCAUCUGGAGGAAUUUUACGACAGUGUCUCCGACUGGUGUGUGCAGUGGCAGUGAGGAACUGCUUAGAGUGUCAGCAGCAUUCACAGCUGCAAGCCCGAGGUGAUGCGGCAAAAGGCCUGAAAACAGCACACAGCCUGCUUCCUGGAGUGAGAUCUGCAGCAAAGAGUCCAGUGGAUAUUGUGACAGGUGGCUUAUCUCCAGUAAGAGACCUUGACAGACUUUUGCAAGACAUGGACAUCAACCGCCUGAGGGCUGUUGUUUUCAGAGACAUUGAGGACAGCAAACAGGCUCAGUUCUUAGCCUUGGCUGUUGUAUACUUUAUCUCUGUUCUUAUGGUCUCCAAGUAUAGAGACAUUUUAGAACCCCAGAAUGAGAGGUGUAGCCCUUCACUGAAAGAAACUGGUACUGAAAAUGGGAAUGUCUCACUCUCUGAUGUAGAAAACGCACCAGUGGCCUUCAGUCCUUUGACUCUGCCAGCCAAAGAGGAAUUGGUGGAAAGUGCAUCGUCUUCUCGCAGAAGGGACUCAGGCAUUGGGGAGGAAGCAGCUUCUUGUCUGGGGAGAAGGAGUAGCACGCAUGUUCCUUCUCCAGCAGCACCUUCCAGUGUCAGCGCAGGCCCUGAUGCAAUCAGUGAGGUGCUGUGCACUCUUUCUUUAGAAGUCAAUAAAUCUCAGGAAUCCAAAAAUGAUGGAGGAAAUGAGUUGGAUAACAGUGCGACACCAGCAAUUCCAGCUUCUAAAAACGUCAAUGUGAAGGACAUCCUGCGGAGCCUGGUGAACAUCCCAGCAGAUGGAGUCUCGGUGGAUCCUGUCCUCCUGCCGCCAUCCUGCCUUGGUGCUCUUGGUGAUCUGUCUGCGGAGCAACCUGUGCAGUUCAGGUCUUUUGACAGAAGUGUCGUCAUUGCAACAAAAAAAUCAACAGUCUUACCAUCCACACUUGCUACCAGUGUACCUACCAAUGCUCUGAGUGUGGUUUCUUCAGCAGAGUCCGCCCAGACCUCCCUGGUGGGCAGGGACUCACCAGGCAGUAGGCCAUCUAAUGCAAACUUGCCCUCAGUUCCCACAGUUGGUUCUGUUCUCCAAGACCCAGUCUCAAAUAUGAGUAUUACAGAUAGACUCGAACAUGCUUUGGAAAAGGCAGCUCCUCUUCUGCGAGAGAUUUUUGUGGAUUUUGCACCUUUUCUUUCUCGGACACUUCUGGGUAGCCAUGGACAAGAACUGCUUAUUGAAGGAACAAGUCUGGUUUGCAUGAAGUCUAGUAGUUCAGUUGUGGAGUUGGUUAUGCUACUGUGUUCUCAGGAGUGGCAGAAUUCUAUUCAGAAGAAUGCAGGCCUUGCUUUUAUUGAACUUGUCAAUGAAGGAAGGUUGCUUAGCCAAACAAUGAAGGAUCAUCUAGUGAGAGUAGCAAAUGAAGCUGAAUUUAUUCUGAGCAGACAGAGAGCUGAGGAUAUUCACAGACAUGCGGAGUUUGAGUCUCUGUGUGCCCAGUAUUCUGCAGACAAGCGAGAAGAGGAAAAGAUGUGUGAUCAUUUGAUAAGAGCAGCUAAAUAUCGAGACCAUGUGACAGCAACUCAGCUAAUCCAGAAAAUUAUCAACAUUCUUACAGACAAGCAUGGCGCCUGGGGAAAUUCCACAGUGAGUCGUCCUCGUGAGUUCUGGCGCCUCGACUACUGGGAGGAUGACUUGCGGCGCCGGCGACGGUUUGUGCGCAACCCUCUAGGAUCGACACAUCCUGAAGCGACACUAAAAACAGCCCUGGAACAUGCUGCAGAUGAAGAUAUCCUUGCUAAAGGAAAACAGUCCAUCAGGAGCCAGCCUUUAGGAAAUCAGAGCUCAGAAAACGAGAUCCUCCUGGAAGGCGAUGAUGAUACUCUAUCAUCCGUGGAAGAGAAAGAUUUAGAGAAUCUUGCCGGUCCUGUUAGCUUGAGCACACCGGCUCAGCUUGUGGCCCCUUCUGUUGUAGUAAAGGGCACUCUUUCGGUCACUUCCUCUGAACUGUAUUUUGAGGUAGAUGAAGAGGAUCCUAACUUCAAGAAAAUGGACCCCAAGAUCUUGGCUUAUACAGAAGGGCUACACGGAAAAUGGCUUUUCACAGAGAUACGAUCUGUCUUUUCUCGCCGCUACCUUUUGCAGAAUACAGCGCUGGAGAUCUUUAUGGCAAACAGAGUUGCUGUAAUGUUCAACUUCCCAGACCCUGCAACAGUAAAGAAAGUGGUAAAUUAUCUACCGCGUGUUGGUAUUGGAACCAGUUUUGGAUUGCCUCAAACCAGACGUAUUUCACUAGCUAGCCCACGUCAGCUUUUUAAAGCUUCCAACAUGACCCAGCGAUGGCAACAUAGAGAGAUUUCCAAUUUUGAGUACUUGAUGUUUCUCAACACUAUAGCAGGCCGGGGUUAUAAUGACUUAAAUCAGUAUCCUGUGUUUCCCUGGGUCAUCACUAACUAUGAGUCAGAAGAACUGGAUCUUACCUUGCCAAGCAACUUCAGAGAUUUGUCUAAGCCAAUAGGAGCUUUGAAUCCAAAAAGAGCAGCAUUCUUUGCAGAACGUUUUGAAUCAUGGGAAGACGAACAAGUUCCAAAGUUCCACUAUGGUACUCAUUAUUCAACUGCAAGUUUUGUUCUUGCAUGGCUGCUAAGAAUAGAACCUUUUACAACUUAUUUCCUAAAUUUGCAAGGAGGAAAAUUUGAUCAUGCAGAUAGAACUUUUUCAUCAGUUUCCAGAGCGUGGCGAAACAGUCAGCGUGACACUUCUGAUAUUAAGGAGCUGAUUCCUGAAUUUUAUUAUCUUCCUGAGAUGUUUGUCAACUUCAAUAAUUAUAAUCUUGGAGUGAUGGAUGAUGGGACAGUAGUGUCUGAUGUUGAACUUCCUCCUUGGGCCAAAACCUCUGAAGAAUUUGUUCGCAUAAACAGAUUGGCUCUGGAGAGUGAAUUUGUUUCCUGCCAGCUUCACCAGUGGAUCGACCUCAUUUUUGGCUAUAAACAGCAAGGGCCAGAAGCCGUGCGAGCCCUCAACGUGUUCUAUUACCUGACUUAUGAGGGCGCGGUCAGCCUGAACUCAAUAACUGAUCCUGUGUUGAGAGAGGGUGUGGAAGCUCAAAUCCGAAGUUUUGGACAGACUCCAUCUCAGCUGCUCAUUGAGCCCCAUCCUCCCAGAGGCUCGGCCAUGCAGGCGUAUCUCCUCCUGCAGAGCCCCUUGAUGUUCACAGACCAAGCCCAGCAGGAUGUUAUCAUGGUCCUGAAGUUCCCUUCCAACUCCCCGGUCACCCACGUGGCAGCCAACACCCAGCCUGGCUUGGCAGCUCCCGCUGUGAUCACAGUUACUGCGAAUAGGCUCUUUGCUGUGAACAAGUGGCACAACCUUCCUGCUCAUCAAGGUGCUGUACAAGACCAGCCAUACCAGCUGCCAGUGGAAAUCGAUCCUCUCAUAGCCAGCAAUACAGGAAUGCACAGGAGGCAAAUCACUGACCUUUUAGACCAAAGUAUUCGUGUCCAUUCCCAGUGCUUUGUUAUCACCUCCGACAACCGCUACAUUCUCGUCUGUGGCUUCUGGGAUAAGAGUUUCCGCGUCUACUCUACAGACACAGGAAAAUUGAUCCAAGUGGUGUUUGGUCACUGGGAUGUCGUCACUUGCCUCACUCGUUCUGAGUCCUACAUUGGGGGAAAUUGCUACAUUCUCUCAGGGUCACGUGAUGCAACCCUGCUGCUGUGGUACUGGAAUGGAAAAAGCAGCGGGAUUGGAGAUAACCCCGGCAGUGAGCCCACCACCCCUCGGGCCAUCCUGACAGGCCACGACUAUGAGAUCACGUGUGCAGCCGUCUGUGCAGAGCUGGGUCUGGUGUUAAGUGGCUCUCAAGAAGGACCAUGCCUCAUACAUUCCAUGAAUGGAGACCUGCUGAGAACCCUGGAGGGUCCGGAAAACUGCCUGAGACCAAAACUCAUCCAGGCUUCCCGAGAGGGCCACUGCGUCAUCUUCUACGAGCACGGCCACUUCUGUGCAUUCAGCGUGAACGGCACCCUCCAGGCCAGCGUGGGCACGGACGAUAACAUCAGGGCCAUGCAGCUGAGCCGGGAUGGGCAGUACCUGCUCACAGGAGGAGACAGCGGUGUGGUGAGGGUGUGGCAGGUGUCUGACCUCAGGCAGCUCUUUGCCUACCCAGGCUGCGACGCAGGAAUCCGAGCCAUGGCCCUCUCUUACGACCAGAGGUGCAUCAUUUCCGGCAUGGCUUCGGGAAGCAUCGUCCUGUUCUACAAUGACUUCAACCGGUGGCAUCACGAAUACCAAACCCGCUACUGAGGGGACCCCCUCCGUCAGCCCUGCGCAGGGGAGGACCCCAGCUACCACACCUGAAUGUAACUUAAAUUUGCUUGACUGAGCAAAAUAUUUUUAAAAUGUAAUUGCUAUUUUUGUAGACUUUGCUUGACUUUGGGGGGGGACAGCAAAGCAGAAACUGAUUGCUGGGUUCUGUAGUUUAAAAAAAUUCUAUAUUUUUAGUCAUAAUGAGAACUCUAUUUUCACCAAUUAUGGAAACCAUACAGUGGAGCAAAUAAGCCCACUGUUCUAGCUAUAUUCUGAGAAAUACAUUUCCCAUGGACCUGUAAUCUUGAGAAUUUUCACAGCAGGGAAAUGAGUUCUAAUACUGGGGUGGGGAAUUUUAUGCUGUACUUUCAGUUCUGUAUUUUUCCAAACAAUUGUGUUUCUUUAAUGUUAAAAUUUCUGGGAUUUAAAUAGUAAUGUUUAAAUUAUGACAAAUGUAAAUUAAACUAUCUCGAAGUAUUUCUAUAUUCUUCUUCUUCAAGCAUGUUUUAGGCCUAGAAAGUGAUGCUUUAGGGGAGCCUGUUCUUCUGUGUGGUAAACAAAGGAUCUAAGUUCUAGCAAGUGUGAACUAGCUGUCGUUUUUCCUGAUCUGUCACCCUCAUAGCACAAGAUGAAAGGAUGGAAAUGUUCUGGCCUUGCAGCCUUGGCUUUCUCAGAAAGUCGUGUGAGCACCAAAGCUGCUCCUGACUUCCCUACUGAGCCACCUCUCCCUUCCUUUUGAUUAGUGAUUUGUACCAAGACACAACGUUCUUUUGGUGUUGUAUAAUUCUGCUUUUCUAGUCGAUUGCUGUAUGGGACUCUGUGAAAAAAUAUCUGAGAUGAGGUCUGUAUUACAGAAAUAAACUCUUUGUAUGUUGUGAA